Anopheles stephensi (Asian malaria mosquito) is the source of this 4780-nucleotide messenger RNA. It is a transcript of the gene dnt, whose product is annotated as tyrosine-protein kinase Dnt. Gene Ontology annotation, cellular component: signaling receptor complex. Gene Ontology annotation, biological process: protein phosphorylation; positive regulation of kinase activity; cell surface receptor protein tyrosine kinase signaling pathway. Gene Ontology annotation, molecular function: ATP binding; protein kinase activity. The transcript is spliced from 7 exons. NCBI's taxonomy places the organism in Eukaryota, Metazoa, Arthropoda, Insecta, Diptera, Culicidae. Bases 1819 to 3165 code for a protein of 448 amino acids. The record is from RefSeq and is a predicted model, not a curated record.
UCGAAAUCCCGCGCGUUGUACUGCUGUGUGUACAUAUGAGAGACACACGGACGCUUGGCUGCUUCCACCAAUAUUUUUACCAAACCCAGCGGACGUGCUUCGAAACCCUGAAAUAGCUGGCCGCUGUGCUAUAAACUACCGUCACCCAAAGCUUUCCUACACACGGUGUAACUUCUAAAUAGCAAUAGUUGGACCUGCUGGUUGUUUUUGCCCCCCUCUUUGGUUUCCUUGCCAGCGGCAGCAUCCUUUUUAAAACGCUGCUAGCCAAUUCAUUCCGACCAGCAAACGGAAAAUUUUGCACUUUGUGGCUUGCUGCUUUUUUUUGGUGGAGGAUCCGGAUCCAGAAGGAAUACUGUUUUUUCGCAACUUUUCCUUCCCGAUGCUGCACGUGCAGCAAAGUUGCAUUUAAAUUAUAGGAUGCGGGCGGAUCUAGUGCCGGCGGGGUUCGAGCCAGUGAGAAAAAAAAACAGCUAAUGGUCCGGGAAAAGCGGGUAAAAUCUACGAGGUUGAUAGUUUAUGGAGAACGUGCUGUAGGUUUUAAACUGGAUUGAGACAACUCCAAUUUGGUGUGAGCUGUUUCACACAUAAAAACACACCCCAGGAUACCCCAGGUGAAAUGAAUUUCUCAACUUCAAGGACCUGGCUACCGAAUGCGGACUACAAGUCUUUUAUCGUUUGGAGAUAAAGUGGACAACUCCUGUACAAGCCUGCCCGGAAAACAGAUACGAUGUACAUGGGUAGAACAUCCGCUUUAAAAAACCCCGGCUAAUUAAGUACUGUUCUACAAUGUUUUCACUACGAUAAACCGAGCGGAAGCCGAUGAAUCCUCAAGAUGUUCCAAAAACCACACCGGUCCAACCACAUUCAUCCGAGAAGUGUUGCAUAUUUUAAUGUGCCACCGUGUGCCAUCGAGGAAAGGCCGAACAGAGAAUAAAAAAGGCAUACAAACGACUUGCACCUUCGCUCGACCGGUCAAGUCAAUUUCGAGUUGGCCGUCGUGAGGAGCAAACACAGAAGCCUAUCUUAUCGGGGGCCAACUCGUGACGGGCGUUCAUGCAUGGUCCGGUUCUGCUUCUGAUCUCCGGUUUCGUCGUCAUCGUGUGCAAGAACCCGCCACAGCAAGGACAACAAAAAAGUCGAAAGCAAACCAACGUCGAGAACACAGCAACGGGCGAAGUUUUGCAAAUGGCUCUGGAACACCUCAAACCCAGCCACGCUACAGCUCGCAGCAAGACGGAUCGGUGAUGUUUGAGAAAAAAAAAACGGAAGUGCGAGUGCAAGAAGCGAAACGGAGUGGAAGGGGAGCAAAAAGUAUUGCAUCCAGGAGGAACCAAUGGAGCUAAUAACGUCAAGCGCUCGGUAGUCGGUUUCGAUGCGGCACUUUGGUGCACCCGGUGUGUCAUGAUGCACCGAACAACGUAUUCAACCGUGUGUGUGUGUGUAUGCACAUCAUGCCGUACGGUGGAAGCCACGAGACACUUGGUUCGUUCGUUCGCCUCUUACGGAUCAUUGGCGGUUUGACUCCGGACAACUUUCCGGGCUUGUGCAUCAGCAGCAGCAGCAGCAGCAUACGGACAUACGGAUGGGAGUCACACACACACACAAAAAAAGCCUGGCAGACAUACGCGCACAGGACUCUCGGCGGAAAUCUACUACGUCCGCGAAGGACAGGUCAAUGCAUACGCCCUUCACUUCACCGUACCGGUCCCGGCCGAUGUGGAGGAGAUCUCGUUCACCUGGCAAAGUCUUGCCGACCGACCACUGCCCUAUCGGAUCAACAUCGAUUCACCCGACUCGAUCGCACUGCCAAAACCGUCGAUGAACAUAUCCUGGCAGGGAGAGAUCCCGGAACACAUCGAAACGUUCGCCAUCGGGUUGCGCUGCAGUGGAGAAAAGUCGGCCGAAUUGGACAUAACGAUCACGAUCGAGGUGACUCUAGAUCGGUUGACGGGUAACACAACGGAGCUGCUGUUCCGUCGCAAAAAGAUCUGUUUGAUGAGUGAACAUCCAGACGCAACACAACCGGAUCCCUAUCUGCUGGAGAAUGCUUCCAACGGACAGAAUGGGCUGAUCACGAUCAUAAUAGGAGGCAUUCUGGCGAUCCUCUUCGUUUCGAUCUUCAUCAUGAUCGCGUACUGUGUGCGAGGCUCGUUCAACAGAAAACCACACCACGCACAACCGAUCCGGACGUCCAGCUUCCAGCGUCUUCAGACACACGCACCAUCGGCGCCCUCCUCGAUCGUAUCUCCUCCCUCGAUCGCUCCCACGAUCGCCACUCUUUCACGCAAUCGCAUCUACGCGAAUGCUGAGCCAGAGGAACUGCAGCGCCGUAUCUCCGAACUGACCGUCCAACGAUGCCGUGUACGCCUGUCCAGUCUACUUCAGGAGGGCACAUUCGGACGUGUCUACCGUGGCAGCUACAACGACAGCCAGGAGGUGUUGGUAAAGACGGUCGGACCACACGCUUCCCAGGUGCAAGUGUCCCUACUCCUCCACGAAGGCAUGAGCCUGUACGGUGCACAACACCCAGGAAUCCUAUCCGUGUUGGGCGUAUCGAUCGACGAUCACACAGCUCCAUUCCUGCUCUACCUAGCUCCGGAAAACACACGCAACCUGAAGAUCUUCCUGCAGGAACCGGUCGCCCGCACCCUAACCACGAUUCAGAUCGUCAAGAUUCAGCUCCAGCUCGCCCAAGCACUCGGCCACCUGCACAGUCACGGUGUGAUCCACAAGGACAUUGCGGCACGAAAUUGCGUGAUCGACGAUCAGCUGCGGGUGAAGUUGGCCGACAACUCGCUGUCCCGCGAUCUGUUCCCCGGCGAUUACUACUGUCUGGGGGACAGUGAGAACCGACCGAUCAAGUGGCUUGCGCUCGAAUCCAUCCAGUUCAAGCAGUUCAGUGAAGCGUCCGACACGUGGGCAUUUGGUGUCCUCAUGUGGGAGCUCUGUACACUUGCCCGACAACCUUACGCUGAGGUCGAUCCGUUCGAGAUGGAACACUAUCUGCGCGAUGGUUACCGGUUAUCGCAGCCCAUCAACUGUCCAGAUGAGCUGUUCGCAAUAAUGGCCUACUGCUGGACGAUGCUACCGAUGGAGCGGCCGUCGUUCGAGCAGCUCCAGAUCUGUCUGCAGGACUUUUACGCCCAGCUGACACGCUACGUCUAGGGAUUACCGAGUCCCGGCCAACGGUUCUACAUGUUUCCUACGCCCCGGGCACUAUCGUUAAGCUUUAGAUUUAGAGUGAAAAACCGAUCCCCCGCAUCCGCACCCGCACCCGCACCACUGCCGCCCACCCCAACGUCAACGGUUCCGAACCGCGCGACUGAAGCGUCCGCCAUGUACAACACACUGCCGGCCAUCACUGCCGGUGGCGUUUCGUGACAAAAGCCGGCACCGUUGGCCAGCGUCGGCAUUGGACAGGGGACGCUUCUUCCACCGGCAGCGGUGGCCUGGAGCUCCGUGUCCACCCUAACGGCCAACGGUGCCCGGUGCAAAGGUGGUAAAAAAGCUUUCGCAAAGGAUGUGCAGCAGCGCACCAAGGAUCAUCAUCACCAUCACCAUCAUCAUCACAACCGAUUCCCGAACUUCCGCACGAUCGGGGUGCCGAAGAGUGGUGCCGGUGGGAAGAGCGGUGGGGGAUCGCUUGGCCGUCACCUCAGUCAGAAGGAGAAGCCGGUGACGGCGGCGGCGGUGGUGGUGGUGGAGGAGGAGGAGGAGUCGAACGACGAGAAGAGGAGUGGAAGCACCGAGUCGUCCUCGCCAGUGCAACCGUACAUUAUACCGUGUGCGCCAUCGCCGUCACGGUGAAUCGAGCCAGCCAGCGAGCAGCUUCGUGUGAAUACAUCGUGCCAAAAACUAAUAAGGUGACAAUUAACUACUACAACUACUACUCCUGCUGCUAGUACGUACUGUGCGGACGACGGUGCGUCGUUCUCGCGGCUUGUUUGUUCUCGUUCGAUCGUUCGUUUGUUAGUGCUGGUAGAUUUUUUAUGCUUUUCUUUGGUUCGUAUGUAAGGGAACGAUCGUUUCACAAUCAAUCUCAUCGCAUCGGCAGGCGACACAUAGGCAGAGGUGUAAGUGUUAAGGAUCAGCAUCAUCAUCAUCAUCAUCAGUAAGAGAAUUCAUAUCCAUUCCGCGAGCGAAAAGAAAAAUGGAGGGAAAAGUAGUGACAGGUGUCGGACAUAGUUUAUUUAAGCGCCGUUUUAGCGAGGAACGCGUCCCGGUAUCUCCGCUUGUAUAUAGUAUCCCCAUCCCACGAUUCAAUUGUAGUAAGAACCCGUCGUAGUAGAUAGAGUCUAGACCACUAGUGACGAGUAGGGGCGCGAAGGUAGGAAAGAAGGAAGGAAGUUAUUUAUUAUUGCUAGAUAGAGUCGCUAAACAACCUUUUUUAUACACGAGAAAAACGAAAACGGUCAAAGAUUAACAUACAACGGUCGAAUGCCAACAACACCAAUCAAACAAUAAUUGCUAUAAAACAACAGUCGAUUUGUGGUGGGCUAAUUUUGGGAGACACGUCUCCAUUUUGUCUUCGUCCUUUUGUCUCGGUUUGUUUGUCUCUGGUUUUUUUUUUUUUUUUUGUUUAUCAAUCCUGCUCUUUAUCACAAACAAAACUUUACUCUCUUUCAUCUUUCUCUCUCUCGAUGUCCUCCGUUCAAGUUUUCGUUCCAAUAACUCUUUUUCCCCCGGUCCAUAAUAACCGCUCGACGUAACGUAAAUCUGUUAAAUAGAAAGCUGUCUAGCAACUAUACUCCCUGCAUAAUAAAGGAAGUAUUAAACUGAA